This is a messenger RNA of Cynocephalus volans (Philippine flying lemur), 1391 nucleotides long. RefSeq names its product RNA binding motif single stranded interacting protein 3 (gene RBMS3). The transcript is spliced from 14 exons. The record is from RefSeq and is a predicted model, not a curated record. Gene Ontology annotation, molecular function: poly(U) RNA binding; mRNA 3'-UTR binding; poly(A) binding. The coding region runs from base 81 to 1391 and encodes 436 amino acids. Gene Ontology annotation, biological process: chloroplast rRNA processing. NCBI's taxonomy places the organism in Eukaryota, Metazoa, Chordata, Mammalia, Dermoptera, Cynocephalidae. Gene Ontology annotation, cellular component: chloroplast thylakoid membrane; ribonucleoprotein complex; cytosol.
GUGGUUUAAGAGGAAGCUCGGCCUGGGGCACUAUACCCUGUCAUCCAGUUCCCUGCCUCGGAGAUAAAGAUUCCAGCUACAUGGGCAAACGCCUGGAUCAGCCACAAAUGUACCCCCAGUACACUUACUACUAUCCUCAUUAUCUCCAAACCAAGCAGUCCUAUGCACCAGCUCCCCACCCCAUGGCUCCGCCCAGCCCCAGCACAAACAGCAGCAGCAACCACAGCAGCAACAACAGUGGCGGGGAACAGCUGAGUAAAACCAACCUGUACAUUCGAGGCCUUCCACCAGGCACCACUGACCAGGACCUGAUCAAGCUGUGCCAACCGUAUGGAAAAAUUGUAUCCACAAAGGCAAUUCUUGACAAAAACACAAAUCAGUGCAAAGGUUAUGGGUUUGUAGAUUUUGACAGUCCUGCAGCUGCACAGAAAGCGGUAGCAUCUCUCAAGGCAAAUGGUGUACAGGCUCAAAUGGCCAAGCAACAAGAGCAAGACCCAACAAACUUAUACAUCUCAAAUCUCCCCAUUUCUAUGGAUGAGCAGGAACUUGAGAAUAUGCUGAAACCCUUCGGACAUGUCAUUUCCACAAGAAUACUAAGAGACGCUAAUGGAGUCAGCAGAGGUGUUGGCUUUGCCAGAAUGGAGUCUACUGAAAAAUGUGAAGUGGUAAUUCAACAUUUUAAUGGAAAAUAUCUGAAAACACCACCAGGCAUCCCAGCCCCCAGUGAGCCUUUACUGUGCAAAUUCGCUGAUGGAGGACAAAAGAAGAGACAGAAUCAAAGCAAAUACACCCAGAAUGGGAGGCCUUGGCCCAGGGAAGGAGAGGCUGGCAUGGCUCUGACCUAUGAUCCCACAGCCGCCAUACAGAAUGGAUUUUAUUCUUCACCGUACAGUCUUGCAACCAACCGCAUGAUUCCACAGACAUCCAUCACGCCAUUCAUUGCUGCCUCCCCUGUCUCCACAUACCAGGUCCAGAGUACUUCAUGGAUGCCUCAUCCGCCAUACGUUAUGCAACCAACAGGUGCUGUGAUUACACCAACAAUGGACCACCCUAUGUCAAUGCAGCCAGCAAACAUGAUGGGCCCCCUGACACAGCAGAUGAAUCACCUUUCAUUGGGUACAACAGGAACGAUUCAAUCCCAAGACAGGAUUAUGAUACUCCACCAGCUGUUGUGUCAGUAUAUGACUGCUGCCGCUCCUAUGCAAGGGACCUACAUUCCCCAGUACACGCCUGUGCCUCCGACAGCUGUUUCUAUUGAAGGUGUUGUUACUGAUACCUCUCCCCAGACAGUGGCACCUUCAUCCCAGGACACCAGUGGUCAGCAGCAACAGAUAGCAGUGGACACAUCCAGCGAACACGCAUCUGCAUAUUCUUACCAACAGUCCAAGUAA